Trypanosoma cruzi is the source of this 1143-nucleotide messenger RNA. RefSeq lists its product as uncharacterized. The record is from RefSeq and is a predicted model, not a curated record. Lineage: Eukaryota; Euglenozoa; Kinetoplastea; Trypanosomatida; Trypanosomatidae. The transcript has a single exon. The coding region runs from base 1 to 1143 and encodes 380 amino acids.
AUGGACAUAAAUAUAUUCAUACAUGUCUUACUGGAGAAUUUUUUUUUUCCCUUUCAACAACUUUUUUUGUUGAUUUUUUGUUUUAUGGUCAAGUUGUUUAGUCUUUUUUUUAAAUUUGGAUUGCCGCUCAGUCUUAUGUACUCUAAUAAUCCUUCGAACAACGAAAUUUCCGUCAUUCUUUUUAUAAACAACGAACGUUGUGAGGGGAUUUCCUUUUCCGUUGAGAGGGAUGCUCCUGUGGACAUACCCGUAGAGGGCGGUACCAACACGUCGGCUAUUCGAAAGGCUGCACGGCGGUACAAUGGGCUGUAUGAGUUGUUUUUUUCUAUGGAACUUGAAGAGAAUAAACUGAGUGCUUUUGCAAGGGGACGCAUUGUUGGGCAUGCCCUUCUACCAUCUGGCGCGAUACAUUACCUUGGACCGCUAAUGCCCCCCGGUGAACCUGUAGAUUCGGCCAUGUUUGUUGAAGACAUACCCGACACCAUACAGCUGCGUUUUACCCUUGAUAUGAAGGUUCCUGUGGGUGUCUCGGCAGUUUGGCCGGCGGAACUGCUCCUUGCCGACCACGUAAUGGCUAUUAUUGACAAUGAUGACUUAUCCGGCUCAGUUCCAUCCUCACAUGUGCAGAAUCUUGUGCGUGAGCUACCGUUUUACAACCGCGGCAUGAGACGCUUCAACAAUUGGUCUAAUUUUGUUCGUUUUUUUGCGAUGUACUACCAUUCAUGGGAGCUGAUCCAGUAUUCGGAAGAGAUGCAUGAGCAUCUUGGCUUCAGCAAACUAAUGCUUGCGGGAGAAAUGCGUAUGGUGUCUAAAAAAUUUCUGAAUUCUUACAUGCGGGCAGACAAAGAAAGGGACAUAAUUCGUUACGAAGCAUUCUUGGAGUUCCAGCAUUUGCUGCUUUCGUUCACAGGGCCGUUUGAUGGCACUAGGCGCAGCCCAAGACUGAGCAAUGACGCUUUUCGGUUGCUUGGGGAGUCACGGAGUUUUCGAACUUUGAACACCGUCAACUACGUCCGUAUCCUUCGGCUCGUUGCACUGGACCCUGAGCGCUAUGUUCUUUUUGACGCCCAUCAUCCCAUUCGAAUCGAUUGGAAACACUCCGAAGAGACCACUCCGGGGCUGGUGGAGAUGUGCCCGGUAUGA